UUUCUUAGUUUCCUGAUAACCAUUCAGUCAUCUAUUUCAACACCCUGACAUGACAUAAAGGCAGGCGCGGAACCACACGUUCACCACACAGACACACGCCACCUUGCUGGAGCAUUUGCUAGGCGAGACGCUCCAUCGGACUAACUAGCCGCACUCAUGAAUCGGCACCAUCUGCAGGAUCACUUUCUGGAAAUAGACAAGAAGAACUGCUGUGUGUUCCGAGAUGACUUCAUUGCCAAGGUGUUGCCGCCAGUGUUGGGGCUGGAGUUUAUCUUCGGGCUUCUGGGCAAUGGCCUUGCCCUGUGGAUUUUCUGUUUCCACCUCAAGUCCUGGAAAUCCAGCCGGAUUUUCCUGUUCAACCUGGCAGUGGCUGACUUUCUACUGAUCAUCUGCCUGCCGUUCGUGAUGGACAACUAUGCGAGGCGUGCAGACUGGAAGUUUGGGGACAUCCCUUGCCGGCUGGUGCUCUUCAUGUUUGCCAUGAACCGCCAGGGCAGCAUCAUCUUCCUCACGGUGGUGGCCGUGGACAGGUAUUUCCGGGUAGUCCAUCCCCACCACGCCCUGAACAAGAUCUCCAAUCGGACAGCAGCCAUCAUCUCUUGCCUUCUGUGGGGCAUCACUAUUGGCCUGACAGUCCACCUCCUGAAGAAGACGUUGCUGAUCCAGAACGGCGGUGCAAAUGUGUGCAUCAGCUUCAGCAUCUGCCAUACCUUCCGGUGGCACGAAGCCAUGUUCCUCCUGGAGUUCUUCCUGCCCCUGGGCAUCAUCCUGUUCUGCUCAGCCAGAAUUAUCUGGAGCCUGCGGCAGAGACAAAUGGACCGACAUGCCAAGAUCAAGAGAGCCAUCACCUUCAUCAUGGUGGUGGCCAUCGUAUUUGUCAUCUGCUUCCUUCCCAGCGUGGCUGUGCGGAUACGCAUCUUCUGGCUCCUGCACACUUUGGGCACGCAGAAUUGUGAAGUGUACCGCUCAGUGGACCUGGCGUUCUUUAUCACUCUCAGCUUCACCUACAUGAACAGCAUGCUGGACCCCGUGGUGUACUAUUUCUCCAGCCCAUCCUUUCCCAACUUCUUCUCCACUUUGAUCAACCGCUGCCUCCGGAGGAAGAUGACAGGUGAGCCAGAUAAUAACCGCAGCACGAGCGUCGAGCUCACCGGGGACCCGAAAACAAGCAGAGGCGCUCCAGAGGCGUUAAUGGCCAACCCCGGUGAGCCAUGGAGCCCCUCUUAUCUGGGCCCAAACUCUCCUUAAAUAACCAUGCCAAGAAGGGACAUUGUCACCAAGAACCAAGAUCUCUGGAGAAACAGUUGGGCUGUUGCAUCGAGUAGUGUCACUGGACGCGGCCUACGGUUUCCUGGAACUUCCAGAUUCAGGGAAUCCGAUUUAGGGAAACUGGCAGACGACUGGGAGACUGGUUGCAAGGUGUGACCACAGGAAUCCUGGAGGAACAGAGAGUAAAGCUUCUAGGCAUCUGAAACUUUUGCUUCAUCUCUAACGCUCGCAGGACUGAAGAUGGGCAAAUGGUCAGUGUUUCUGCUGAGCAGAGUUGGAGCCAGAGAUCUACUUGUGACUUGUUGGCCUUCUUCCCGCACCUGCCUGAGCCUGGGAGGGCUCGGCUCCUGGGGUGAUAUCUAGCCUGCUUGUGAGCUCCAGCAGGAAUAAGGAGAGCUGAGAUUGGAGGGAAUUGUGUUGCUCCUGGAGGGAGCCCAGGCAUCAUUAAACAAGCCAGUAGGUCCCCUGGCUUCCGUGGACCAAUUCAUCUUUCAGACAAGCUUUAGCAGAAAUGGACUCAGGGAAGAGACUCACAUGCUUUGGUUAAUAUCUGUGUUUCCGGUGGGUGUAAUAGGGGAUUGGCCCCAGAAGGGACUGAGCUAAACAGUUUUAUUAUGGAAAAGGAAAUGGCAUUGCUGCUUUCAACCAGCGACUAAUGCAAUCCAUUCCUCUCUUGUUUAUAGUAAUCUAAGGGUUGAGCAGUUAAAACGGCUUCAGGAUAGAAAGCUGUUUCCCAUCUCUGUUUGCUUUUACCAUUAAAAGGGAAACGUGCCUCUGCCCCACGGUUAGAGCGGGGCACGUUCUUACUGGUUCCUUCACUUGUGUUUCUGUACUUACCAAAAAUCUACCAUUUCAAUAAAUUUUGAUAGGAGACACA
Symphalangus syndactylus (siamang) is the source of this 2146-nucleotide messenger RNA. RefSeq names its product hydroxycarboxylic acid receptor 2. Lineage: Eukaryota; Metazoa; Chordata; Mammalia; Primates; Hylobatidae. Gene Ontology annotation, molecular function: nicotinic acid receptor activity. Gene Ontology annotation, biological process: G protein-coupled receptor signaling pathway. Gene Ontology annotation, cellular component: plasma membrane. The record is from RefSeq and is a predicted model, not a curated record.